AUGGAGGAUGACUUACAACGUAAGGUCAUCAAACAACGUUUAAAGCAGUUUUAUGGGAGUAAUACAAACAACUCACUGGUUGAUCAGAAUGAUCCUUUAAAUAUUGACAGUCCAUCCUUCGAUCCACAAUUGUACUUGGAUAAAAGUCUUAAGACUAAAGACCUUUCUGAUCUAAUAUCAGAAGAAAAGGCCCUAACCGAUCAGAUUCGCAGUCUGGAUUCCGACAUGCAAACACUAGUAUAUGACAACUACAGCAAAUUCAUUAGUGCAACCGACACCAUUAGAAUGAUGAAAUCUAAUUUCAGUUACGUCCAGGCCGAAAUGAAUUCAUUACUUCAAAAUAUUGCCUCCAUUGUUUCAGUUUCUGGUACGAUUAAUGGAAAUUUAGCUGAUAAGAGAAAGAAACUGGGCACACUGACAACUACCCAGUUGACUCUAAACAAACUAAACUACUUAGUUGAACUCCCAGUCAGCUUAAGGAAAUAUAUGAACAAAUGUGAUUGGGAUCAUAUUGUACUUGACCUUAAUAAAGCGAAAUACAUUUUAAAGAGUUAUCACAAUACUCCAUCUUUUAAGAAUAUUCGUGAGGACUGCGCUGAGAUAGUAUCGGAAAUUUGUUCGAAACUAUGGCGUCAAUUUGAUGAGUCUAGCGAUAUGGCUGAGUGUUCUAAUCGUUUAAAAAUUCUGCAGCAGCUUGGUUUCUCGAGACGAAAAUUGUCAAGAGCGAUAUUACGUUUGGCUAAACGUCAAGUAUCUCAACGUUUAGCUUAUAUUAAGACUUUGGUGUGUGAAGGAGACAAGCGAAGUGUUCAGAGAGAAGAAACCGUUGGUUCUGCUGAAAACAUUGCGAAUCCAUUUGUCCAAGAGUCUUCUUCUGAAGAAAUGGACGUGUUAUACUUCGCCAAUCUCAUAACGGAUUCUGUCCUCAUUAAGCUUUCUGAAUUUAUUGGACUACUGGCGGAUUUUUAUUUCACAAGGUCAGAUGAAAGUGAAUCUAUGGAUACUAUUUUGGAUGUCAUUUCUGGUAAAACAGAAAAUAGUGCCUCAGAAAUCGAUGAUGGUUCUUUUGAGGAAAAUUUGUCAAGUUUGGUUGAAGAACUGAUGCAUGAAUUUUUUAUUUUGGUUCGAACUCGUUUUGAAUCGGAGAGCACAAAUAAUGAUGUCAAUUUAUUGAUACGAGCUUUGGAUCGUAUUCACUGUCGAGUACAGACCUUUAAUCGGUCACUGUUAACAUCAGUUACUUCUGUAGAUUUUGAAGGUGUGCUAUUGGAUGAUUUAAGUCCUGAAUCGUUAUCUAUAGUGAAUCGAUUCUCUUUACUUACUAAUCAGUUUUCAAACUCGGCUCUGGAAAUAAUUAAUCAAGUUGCUCGAAUGCAAACUACUUAUUACUUUGAUAUAUUAUGCCAAAAUGCAGUUGAAUCAUUUACGGAUCUCCGACAUAAACUGGCUAGUCAUGGACUACAAACAUCCAAUUCAACUAAUGAAGAAGUCAACAAAGUGAACAAGAUGGGAAAUAACAAUCAUCAACUUUCAUCACUUUUAGAUGCUCUCAGUUCGUCACUUGUUUCACAGUUGCGCAAUGUACUAAAAGCGGAAGAGGCUUUCCUUAGUACUAAUAGUACAUUUUCUAGUAGACCACAAUUUCGUAAUUCAUUUUGCAUUGAUCAAAUUAGAGAAGGACUUAUCGUUGGUUACUUAAACUUUCUUGUUCAAUUUCUUAGUGAUCUAGCUAAGACAGCUGUAUGCAAAAUUCCGGGUCCUAUUUUACUAACACUUGGAAAAUUAUGUUUAAUGUGGGCUGAUUCUGGUACAGUUGGACAUUUGAUUUCUCUGGCCGACGAUUUUAUGCUUUUCGGCUCACAAACAAAAGAAUCAAAAAAGGAAGAUUUUAAUACAGAGAAUGGUAACAGAUCACUCACUACUCCAAAAGAUGUAUCAAAUCGUUUCAGGUCUACUGGUAACGAGCUUCUAGUUGCUUUUGUUCGCUUAGAAGGUACAAAUUUGGCACAACUACUUCGAAAGAGUGUUGAAGCAAGGGAUUGGCUGAAAAAUUUGGAACCACGUACAGUUCGUUCUGCAGUUAAAAGAGUGAUAGAAGAUUUAGCAUCACUAGAUCAACAAGUCAGCCAGCUGUUUUCAUCAAAUACUCGUAAUCGUGAUCGUAUUUCUGAUUCACGUUCCAGUCGUAGUCUACGACCUAGCACUUCAUCACAUCUUAUAGACGCUACACGAACUGGAAGUUCAAGUCAAGGAUUUCAUUCUCCUGACUUAGAUCCAACUCUAGCUACUCAUUUACGCCGUUUAUUUACGCAAAGAGUUGAUAUUUUUACUGCAGUUGACGCGAAUCGGGAAUCACUACUUUUGGGUGUCAUCAAAAUAGGUUUAAAGACUUUGAUAGAGUGUUCACGUUUACAAACAUUUGGUCGUUACGGUCUACAACAAAUACAAGUUGAUUGCCGAUAUUUACAAAUUCAUUUGUGGCAUUUCGUAAAUGAUGAAAAGCUCAUUUGUAUGUUACUAGAAGAUGUGAUCUACAGUGUUGUUCAGCGUUGCGUUGAUCCAUGUUUCAUGGAAGAGAGUGUUGUCGAAGCGAUUUGUGAUCGAGCAUAA
Schistosoma guineensis is the source of this 2610-nucleotide messenger RNA. Lineage: Eukaryota; Metazoa; Platyhelminthes; Trematoda; Strigeidida; Schistosomatidae. The record is from the annotation of a GenBank genome assembly.